Messenger RNA from Impatiens glandulifera, 1357 nucleotides. RefSeq lists its product as uncharacterized. The record is from RefSeq and is a predicted model, not a curated record. The coding region runs from base 467 to 1099 and encodes 210 amino acids. The transcript has 3 exons. Lineage: Eukaryota; Viridiplantae; Streptophyta; Magnoliopsida; Ericales; Balsaminaceae.
UUUGAAGCCUUUCUUCUUCUUCAUCAUCCAUCCAUCAUAUCUCAAAUGCCAAAUUAGGUUUCUGAGAUGCUGAAAUUAAUCUCCUCCUCCUCCUCCUCAUAGAUAAAUUCAUUACUUUUCAAUUUCUAUAGGGUUUCCAACAAUAAUAAUAAUGCCUUCGGUACCCUCCUCCGUUGAAGAUCUCACCUCUGCAAUUACCUUCUCCUCUUCUUUCUAUGGCGGAUCAAUCUUCUCUCAUCGUUUGAAACGUCUCCAUAAGAGUGAUCGCAGAGGAAAUCUCAGCUAACACUUUUAUUUUCUCUUACUGUUUUCCAUUUGCCGUUUGCGUGCUGUUUUCAUCAACAUACACUUUCAUUCCGUCUUAUUUACACCUAAAGAAGAUUAUUAAUGAUCUAAUCUUCUGAUCUGGAGUCUGAAGGUUCUUUGAAUUUAUUGCUUAUUUGUUUUCUCACAAGUUUCUCUAGGCAUGUCAGCUAAAGAAGAAGAAGAAGAAGAACAGUUAGGUUUAGAAGAAUCAACUCAAUUAAUUUCUGAUAUUACUAUCGAGAUCAUGACUAUACAGGACAACCUUCAGCUCCUUCACAUUCAUGACUAUAACAAUUCACACAGCAGCACUUUUUCUUCACUUCCCAAGCAGUUGCAGGUCGAUUCCAGCAAAGAUGUCAGCAAGAAUACCCACUUUCCCGAAUGUGAGUCUGCAAAGAAGGAGGAGGAAGACGAUCAAGAACAUAAACUGAGUACUCCAGCGAAGAAGAAGCUUGUGUCAGCGUUAAAGGGUAGUCGGGAGAAAGAGGGGAUUUUGACAAAAGGAAAAGAAUUAUCGGUGACAUGGGCUCCAGACGUGUAUGAUCCUCUCCCUUCAGCAGCUCAAACAUAUAUUUGGAUUAAGAAACUGAGACCAAAGAAGAAGAAGAAUCACGAGGAGUAUAAGAAGAAUGGAAAAUACAAGCACAGGGGGAAAGUGGACAAAGGAGGGAGCAGUGGCAGCAGCAGUAGUAAGAGCAAGAACAAGAGCAUGAAGCUGAAUCAGAAACAGGGCGGCGGAGAUGAUAAUGAUAGAAUGUGGUGGCAGCCGUUAGAGGAGAUAUACGAUGAUUGAUUCCCCAUUGCCAUCGCGCCACAGGUAUUAGGAAUGAAACUGAAACAGACAGUAGUAUGUAUUUACUACUGAAAGGAUCUUCUUUAUGAAUUCAAUUUGCUGCUGCUAUCUUUAUGCAUAUUUAUGAAUUUCUUUCUUCAAGUGACUGGUGGCUGGCCUUAAUUAGAUCUGCUCUGAUAAAGAUCUCUAACAUCAAAGGAAGAACAAGUUUAAAGUUGAAGGUGUGUUUAAUUUGUUAGACUUAGCUUCUUGAGAUUA